Molecule: messenger RNA, 1344 nt
Organism: Daldinia vernicosa
Lineage: Eukaryota; Fungi; Ascomycota; Sordariomycetes; Xylariales; Hypoxylaceae
Exons: 3
Coding region: 1-1344 (447 amino acids)
Biological process (GO): regulation of transcription by RNA polymerase II
Cellular component (GO): transcription regulator complex; PcG protein complex
Molecular function (GO): DNA-binding transcription factor activity, RNA polymerase II-specific; RNA polymerase II cis-regulatory region sequence-specific DNA binding
Source: RefSeq, a predicted model, not a curated record
AUGUUGGACAAGAAGAAUGCGGCGGCAGUUGCAGCAGCGGCAGCAGCAGGAUCAGGUCACUCACCACAACACCAACUUCUUCCCCAUCCACAGCUGACUCCGAUCGGCAUGGAUCGUGCGAACUCACCGCACGGAUCCGAGAGCUCCUACCACUCUGGCCCCCGCCCUGGCCAGCAAUUAGAUGCGCUGAAUGGGAUGAGCAAUGGUCGGCCCUAUGGUUCCCCCACCCCAAUGCAUGCAACGAUGGCCCUGUCCGACCCUAGUAUGCCUCCUACUAUGAUGAUUCCUGGCAUGCCGCAGCUCUCCCAUGCGCUCUCUAUGCCCUACAACAAGCCUCCUGAGCAGUCCCAGCAGCCACAACCUCAACAUAAGGCAUAUCCAUGCAGCACGUGUCAAAAAGCCUUCGCGCGGCGUAGUGAUUUGGCUAGGCACGAACGUAUCCAUAGUGGUAUUCGUCCGCAUGUCUGUGACUAUGAAGGAUGCGGGAAACAGUUUAUUCAACGAUCAGCUUUGACGGUGCACCAACGAGUUCAUACCGGCGAGAAACCCCACAUGUGUGAACGAUGUGGCAAGCCAUUCAGUGACAGUAGCUCAUUAGCCCGACACAGGCGCAUUCACUCGGGUAAACGGCCGUAUAAGUGCCCUUAUGCUAACUGUCAAAAGACGUUCACUCGAAGAACUACGUUGACCCGGCACCAAAACGCUCAUUCUGGUACAGUUGAAGAGGCAGCGGCAGCCACAGCCAAUGCUCUAGCAGCACAGGCUAGCAGAAACGCAGCUCGCGUGGCUCAUAGUGAUGGCGACCCUGGAUCAAACCACGGUUCACCACUGAACACACCCUCGCCAGGCCAGAGACAUAUGUCUAUCUCGCCUGGUGCUGAGCUUGCUGCUGCUAAUGCGAUGCGCAACAACGACUAUUCAUACGUGGGCAAUGGUUCACUUCCGGUGCACAUCCGUACCGAUAUGCAGUCUCAGAGUCCUACUUCAGCCCCGGGCUACCCUGCAGGCAUGCGACCUACUUCUCACCCAACGGUGUAUCCGCCACCCCCUACUCUAGAACCCAGUAUAGAAUCGCAUCAGUCAGGUACCGGUAGUACAGGUGGAAGUCCUCAUAUGGGUAGCGUCGGAUGGCAAUCGCCUUCGCACAUGGCUUCACCCACCCACAGCAACAAUGGCAAUAGCUACGUGUAUCCCGAUCCGGAUCAACCAUUUCUGGGCAGCAACAACCUGGGCCAGAUGUACUACAAUUCGAGCGUCCAAAUCCGACGGCCAACAAGCACGGAGCCCAGUUCGGCAGGAUACGACGUCAAGCCACGUCCUAACGAGCUGUGGGCUGGUCAGUAG